This is a messenger RNA of Pyricularia oryzae 70-15, 1552 nucleotides long. RefSeq lists its product as uncharacterized. Gene Ontology annotation, molecular function: transcription coregulator activity. NCBI's taxonomy places the organism in Eukaryota, Fungi, Ascomycota, Sordariomycetes, Magnaporthales, Pyriculariaceae. Gene Ontology annotation, biological process: regulation of transcription by RNA polymerase II. The coding region runs from base 117 to 1160 and encodes 347 amino acids. Gene Ontology annotation, cellular component: core mediator complex; mediator complex. The record is from RefSeq and is a predicted model, not a curated record. The transcript is spliced from 2 exons.
AAGUCGCGAUCACGUCUGAGAAUACCCAAAUAACUCGCCGCGGUUAUAUCCCACCUCAAGGGAAAAAAAAUCUCCCGAAAAUCGAGCGAGCGAGUGCCUUGCUGCGCACCUCAAACAUGGACGCAGUUAUUGACGCGCGCUUUGAGCGCGUUGAGAAGGCUCUUGCCGCUCUGAUAGAUUCAAUCGCAAAAUACAAUCCCUCGUUACAGGUCGGGAACGACCUAAUUGCCGCAGAGGAAGAGCUCCAGGAUGGGCUGGCUCAAGUUCAAAGACACCAGGAAAACCACGUCCACAUCAAAAACCUGCGGGACGCCUCGACCGCCCUCGACAACCAGAUCCGCGGCACGCUCGUGACCCUCUCCACAACCCGCAAGGAGAUGACCAGCACCCCGGGCACCAUUUUCCCAGACAAGCAGCCCAAUGAGAUCUCGUUCGAUGAGCUCCUCAGCUACGCCCGCCGCAUCAGCAAGACGACCCUCCCUCCCGCCGGGGUGACCAACGGCGUCGUGGCCCCGCCGUCCAACGACGACGACCAGUCGCAGCAGCAGAACCAGCUCUCCAGCGCCGCGCCUUCCGCUGCCGCCACACCCAACGGCACAGCGCCUCCAACUCCGGCCCCAGCCUCGGCGCUGACACCCCAGCCGCAGCAGCAACCCCAGACCACCAUCGCCAGCGCCGCCGCGUCGCCCCCUUCCCAACCCGCCGCCAACGUCCUCCCCCAGGACUGGAGCAACUGGCUGAACCCGCACACGGGCACGCUCUUCAUCCCCUGGCCGCAGGACAAUCAGAUCCGCAUCGGCGCCCUGUCGGCCAACGAGAUCCUGGCCGAGCGCGGUGUAGUCAUCAAGGGCUUCGACCCGGUUGAGGAGGAGCGCCGGGCCGCCGAAGCCGCCGCCGAGGCUAAGCGCCGCGAGGAGGAGCUGGCAGAGGCUGAGCGUGUCGCCAUGGCUGAGCGCGAGGCUCAGGCGCGCGCCGAGAUGGAGCGUCGCCGCGAGGCCAGGGAGCGCGAGCAGAGGGAGGCCCUGCGCAGGGGGAGCACCGCGUUGGAUGCCGGUGCUGCGGCGUCCGUGGGUCUCGCGUCGCCGACGUCGGCCAGCCCCGCUGUCAAGAAGCAGUUUCAGUUCAUGGGCGAUGAUGACGACGACGAUGACUCUGACUGACGAUCGGAUUCGUGUACAUAGGCCUCACGUGGGCUUGAGCAGACCGCAAUAUUCGAGGCGACUGAAUAAUUCACGGCAGCAGGUACUUUGGCCAGCCAUUAAUGUUAUCUAUAUUAUAACCCAGUGCAAACAGACCAUCAAUUAGCAUUGUCUGCAAGAACGCUCCCGCAAAAGAAACAAUUGAAAUCAUAUUCCCCGACUUUUGGUUACUCGCUGCCCGUAACCGAAAUGUUACACUAACUGACCUACAGUUGGUUCUCUACGUAGACGCUAGCACAAAUAAAAAGCAAGCCAAAUAAAAACAAAGUCAUGAAAUGCUAGCGAGACAUGGUGCCAGCCUGAUCAACACUUUAUACAGUAUACAUCAUACAACCAACUUUGCCCUCCUUGUC